Molecule: messenger RNA, 515 nt
Organism: Frankliniella occidentalis (western flower thrips)
Lineage: Eukaryota; Metazoa; Arthropoda; Insecta; Thysanoptera; Thripidae
Exons: 2
Coding region: 114-422 (102 amino acids)
Source: RefSeq, a predicted model, not a curated record
AAUCACAGCAAGUGUGGUACUUGAACUUGGACCAGGCCAAGUGAACUAGAGGGACGACAUGAAACCAUCAGUCUUGCGGCGCCAGCGAGGCAGUUCACCACGCGAAGCUCACCAUGAAGUCCCUGCUGUGUGUUGUGCUAGCACUGGGAUGCCUUGCAUCUGCACAGGCCGCGGCGGUGUCGGAGCGCGACACCUUGUUUGAGCUCGUGCCCCAGGACUCGUCGAUCGGUCAGUGCGUGCUCGGCUUCGGCACGGCCCUGUACGAGGGCCUCCAGGCCGUCGCGGGCUUCUUCACCAUCUGCCUGGCCAUCCCCGUCUUCGGGCUCAUCAUCGCGCCCAUCAUCGCCAUCGUGGGCAUCGUCACGAUGCCGGUGGCCGUCUUCCUCGACAUGCUCAUCUGCCUCGGAAUCAUCCACGGAUAAGACUCGGCCAGAACAUUCAAUGCGAUUGGCGAUAACUUUGUAACACUCGUUCAGACAAAUAAAAAUAAUCACAAAAAAAGUUGAACAAAAAAA